GUGCCGCGGUUGGUGAGCCUAGAGGUCAGUCAGAGUCAGAGGCAGGGUCAAAUAGGGAGAAAUGGCGACGGAGCCAGGCAGUGGGUGAGUGAUUCUGAAGGGUGGAGGUGUGAGGCGAUUGAUGAUGGUGGUCAGCCGUGACGCAGCUCCCAAAGGGGUGGGAGGUUGACUUCUCUUCUGGCUCCGGCCGGACUCCGAAUGGGAACGUCUGAUACCUACAUCCUCCCACCCGGGUUAGAGGUGAGAGGUCAGAGGCCGCGUCCCCACUCUGGUGUUUGGACCUCAGGUACUCGAAAACAGUGAGGAUCCCGAACCAAAGACUCAGCUUCCAGCUACUUAUGGAGUAAUGGCGCAUCUUUGGAACAAGAUCGGGGAACUACAUCCCAGCCUCACGCUUCAGCUUGCUUGGAGCUUGAGACCUUGAGAGUCCUGGACAGCAGUCUUUUGACCUUGGCAUCUAGACGUCUCCCCUCUCCCCCAUGGCCCUGACAAUGCUGAAUGAGUUCCUGAUUGAGGACCCAAACCCACCUAUGCUGCUGUAUCAGGUUAGCAAGACUGCUCAGUUAGAUACCCUCAACUACCAGAGCUGCUUUAUGCAAGGGGUCUUUGCCCAUUUCCCUGAGAUCUUAUUUAUCCACCGGACCUAUAACCCAACGGGCAAGGUGCUAUAUACCUUCCUGGUAGAUGGACCUCGGGUGCAGCUGGAGGGUCAUCUGGCCCGGGCAGUCUACUUCGCCAUUCCAGCCAAGGAGGAUGCUGAAGGCCUGGCCCAGAUGUUCCAGGUGUUCAAGAAGUUUAACCCAGCAUGGGAGAGAGUCUGUACCAUCCUGGUGGAUCCGCACUUCCUCCCACUACCCACCCUUGCUAUGGAGUUCCCCGCAGCUGAGGUCCUGCUCUCAGCCUUUCACAUCUGUAAGUUCCUCCAGGGCAAGUUCUAUCAGCUGUCCCUCGAACAGCCUGUGGAAAGGGUGCUCCUCAGUGCCCUGCAGAGCACAAUGUGCUCGGCCACCGCUGGCAACCUGAGGAAGCUGUAUACACUCCUGAGCAGCUGCAUCCCUCCAGCCCGGCUGCCGGAGCUCCACUCCCACUGGCUGCUCAAUGACCGGAUCUGGCUGGCGCACCGCUGGCGAAGCCGAGCUGAGAGCAGCCGCUACUUCCAGGGCCUGGAGGUCACCACCCGCAUCCUCAGCCAGCUCUUCGGCACCACCCCCUGUGUGGAACAAGGCAUGGCCUCUCUGCUCCGGUACAUGCAGCAGAAUGCAGGAGACGAGGCAAGCUUCAGCCUGGGCCUGACUCCCCAGAAAAGUCAGGCCCCCUUAGACGUCAGCCCGGAAAGCCCCAAAGUGGAGCGGCUGGUAGAAGCCCGCAUCCAGCACUCCCUCAAUGCCAUCUGCACGGGGCCGGCCGCCCAGCUCUGUCUGGGGGAGCUUGCUGUGGUCCAGAAAUCUGUGCACCUCGUCAGUUCCGGCUCGGAGAAGGUGAACAUCCAGAUCCUGGAGGACACCCAUCGGGUGCAGCCCCAGCCCCCUGCCAGCUGCAGCUGCUACUUUCACCAGGCCUUCCACCUGCCCUGCCGCCACAUCCUGGCCAUGCUCAGUGCUCGCCACCAGGUGCUUCAGCCCGACAUGCUGCCCGCCCAGUGGACAGCAGGCUGUGCUGCCAGUCUAGACAACAUUCUGGGCAGCAAGUGGAGUGAGACGCUGGAUAAGCACUUGGCUGUGGCUCUCCUCACCGAGGAGGUGGGUCAGCUCUUGCAGCACUGCAGCCAGGAGGAGUUUGAACGGAGGUACAGCACCCUGCGGGAGCUGGCCGACAGCUGGAUCGGCCCUUAUGAGCAGGUCCAACUCUGAUUACCUUCCAUGCCCAGAGAUGCUCAUGCACACAUACCCGCUCACAUCCACCCCUACAUGCACAACACACACACACACUAUUCUACUUCCGUGGGCCUUCCUUCCAGGAAAAGAAAAGGGUCUUCUAUUCUACCGUGGCCUGUUAACCUAAAAUGUGUCUAGUUCCUAAGACAGGAGUCAGCAAACCCUUUCUGUAAAGGGCCUGGCAGUAAAUAUUUUAGACUUUGCUGGCCAUGGUCUCUGUUGUAUAUUCUUGGUUUGGUUUUGUUUGGCAGCCUUUUCAAAUGAUUAAAAACCAUUCUUAGCUCAAGGGCCUUAGAAACAGGUGGCCCUGCUCUAGGAUAAGAUACUGGGUGGAGAUCAGGUGCGGGGGCUUGGUAACAGCUUCCCCAGUCAUUAGAUGACUCACCUGACCCACAGAGGAGAGGAGGUGGAUCCCAGCCUUUGUUCCCUGGCCCCCACAGGGGGGUCAUUAAAGUCACAUUUGCCUAUUCCAGCCCUCGUCUCAUUUUGUAUCUUCUAGAAGACAGCAGAGCAAAUAUCAUGGAAAGAAUAGACUUUGGAGUCUGCCACUACGUGCAAAUCCCAGUUCUUUCAAUGCCUGAUUUUUGAGGCCUAGUUGUACCUUUUACUAGCUCUGGGACAUCAGGCAAGUCCCCCCUCAAAAGGCUCGAUCUGUUCAUCUGUAAAAAGGAUAUCCUCCCAGCACUGAUGAGAUUAAAGGAGAGCCUGCCUGUAAUGGGCCCAUGACCAGUGGGCGCUCAAGUGUUCAUCUUCCUUCCUUGACACUCGUCCCAUCACUUGCCCUCAGCUGGCUGGGAAAUGUCAGGCAAGAGGAAAAUUCACGUUGCCUAGGACUUUGUAUCACAGUCUUGAUCAAAUCCUGAAACAAGACAAAAGAGGCCUCCACUCCAAGCGGGGGGGCCCCCUAUCUCAGGUGAUUUUCAUUGUUACUACUCUGAGAAGUCCUGUCUCCUGACUUACUGGCAUCUGGAGAAAGUUCCUGGGUCUGGGCCCUGAUGAAAGACUUGUAUUGACAAGAGUGGUUCAUACCACCACCCUAUCCCCAUCCGUCUCACAGGCACUCCCAAUUCUGUCUGCCCAAAAACCAUACAGAGAAGCUGCCCUGUGCGUCUGGUGCUAUUUCAUCCAGCUACAAGCAGGAGCCAGGAGGCUGGCCUCUCCUGGAUCUCAUGAGGGGCAUUUGCCCAGAGGCUGUGUGGGCACGGGCCUGCUCCCACCGCGCCCCCUCCGCGGCCCCCUCUGGCUCCGGAUGGGCCAUCAUGAAAGCUUGAGCCGCCCGGAUCAGGUCCUCUUCCCGAAGCCCUGGGACAGGCACGGUGGGGAUGCCUGCGAUCAUCAUGGCCAGGGUAAGGAUGCAGAUAUCAGGCUGGGAGCCGGCCUCCUUCCCCCCUGCCUCAGAGGGCAUCGGUAGAACCCCUGGUGACAGCCCACACAGCAGCAGGGGCCCAGGCCUGCUGGGGCCACCCAGGCGGGGAGCUCUGCUUCUGGAGCAGCCAUCCUCCCAGCCCAAGCUCUCCGGCUGCCUUGCGAGGGGGAAUCUGUGGUUGUAUCGGCCAUAAUCCUUCCGCUGCAGUGUCUCCCAGCCAGGCCCCCCAGGGCAGCCCCUGGCUUCCGGCACUGCCAGGGCUGGGCCCCAGGCCUGGGCAACAGGAGCCACCUGCUCAGCUUUCUGGCUCACUGGGCCUAGUCCACCAGAGGCCACCACCACUGGCUCUAUAGGACUAUAGAGGCCAAGGGAUGAGCCUGGAGAAGUAGCCCCACCUGUAGAGACAGGAACGAGAUGGAAUGUUACUCUCGGUGUCUUUCGGGAGGCCCUGAGGGGCAGGGCACAGAAGCAGAGUACUGGAAACAGGAGUGAUUAAGACCAGCCCAACAGGGCUGUCUAGUGGUUGGGAACUAGGUGUUUUACUCAUAUCCGCACCCCCGGUCUCCAACACUGAGUAGGUAAUGGAGAAGUGUUUGUUGAUUGAAUGAGUGAGCAGGUAGCUACUGGCAAGACCUUUCAGAAUGGCUUUCUUCAGAGAACUGAUUCCAGGGCCAGCCCAGAAAUGUCCAGCAGAACCCCCACCUCCCCAGAGCCAGGAAAACAAGUUCUCAGGGAAAGUUGUGAUGCCCCCUCCAGUUCCGGGAGCCCCUCUCUCACCUUGACUGGAAGGCGGAAGACCUUGAUGAGUUUGUGGAGACAUGAAAUAGGACAUGGCGGCCGCAAAGCCCCCGUUUGUGAGGGAACAGUCCUCUGCCUCCUGUCCUACCCCUUCCACCAUUCUAGAAUGUCACCUCAUAGUCCCUCCCCUUUACACCUGGAACCCACCUCAUAGCACUGACCUGUUCGUUCUAGAACCUGUAUAUGACAAUAGUAUGGGGUUAAAAGAGUGCUGGACCAGGAACAGGACAUUCUAGGUUCUUACUUCUACCUUGGGCAAGUCACUUGGAUAAUUUUGUUCUUUGAUAUUCUCCUCUGUAAAAUGGAAGUAAUGAUACUCACUUCCUCACCAGAAGUCGUGAGCAUUAAAUGAGAUUAUCUGUCAUGGAAGCAAAUGAUCAGAGAUACCAAUAAAGAAGCGAGUGCUUUGUGCUCUGCAGUAUGAGAAGGA
Mustela lutreola (European mink) is the source of this 4468-nucleotide messenger RNA. It is a transcript of the gene ZSWIM1, whose product is annotated as zinc finger SWIM-type containing 1. The transcript is spliced from 2 exons. Gene Ontology annotation, molecular function: zinc ion binding. Bases 480 to 1850 code for a protein of 456 amino acids. Lineage: Eukaryota; Metazoa; Chordata; Mammalia; Carnivora; Mustelidae. The record is from RefSeq and is a predicted model, not a curated record.